UGAUUGGCUGCUAUCCCCAUCCAGUCUUCCUCUACACAGGUUUUGAUAAAUCUUCCCUGUCUUCCUCCAUCAACCACUCCCUAUUAUCCAUUGUAGGAAUAUAAAAUGAUGACUUCAGAUUUAUCUGGAAAGUUAUACCCGGCAGCCAUUACUACCAUUUGAAACAUCGAGGAUUACAAAAGAAAUCUCUUUGUCCUCACUGGGGGAGACAGGUUCGGCUUAAGAAAGAACCUCAGACUGUAGCAUGAAAACAGAGAGGAGGGGGGUUACAAAGAAGCCUACAAUGAUGAGAUGAAGAGACACAGCACAGCAGACUCAGGGAGGAAGAGGAGUCAUGCAGGGUGAGGACUCUCCCCCUCCAGAGCACAGAAUGACAAACCAAGUGCAUUGGUUUGAACAGCAGACUGUAAAAAGGAGGACAAAAAGACAGAUCAAUGUCCUGCCCACAGAUCCCAUGUUCCAAAAGCAGUGGUAUAUGAACAAAGAUAUCAGUCAAGACUUGAAUGUACUAUCUGCUUGGCGUCAUGGUUUCACUGGACAUGGAGUGGUGGUGACUAUCCUGGAUGAUGGAAUUGAAAAAGAUCAUCCUGACCUGGAAGAGAAUUAUGACCCUUUUGCAAGCUAUGAUUUUAAUGAUGAUGACCCUGAUCCUCAGCCUCGAUAUAAUCCAUCUGAUGAAAACCGUCAUGGAACACGUUGUGCUGGGGAGGUGGCUGCAGUUGCUAAUAAUGACAUUUGCUGUGUCGGGAUUGCAUACAAUGCAAGGAUAGGAGGGGUGCGGAUGCUUGAUGGAUUGAUCACUGAUAUUAUAGAAGCUCGGUCAAUAAGUCUGAAUUCACAGUACAUACAUAUCUACAGUGCCAGCUGGGGGCCAGAAGAUGACGGCAAAGCUUUGGAUGGACCAGGCCCGUUGGCCAGGGAGGCUUUUUUAAAGGGAAUUGUAAAUGGCCGUGGUGGCCUUGGCUCCAUUUUUGUUUGGGCGUCAGGAAAUGGUGGCUUGCGUUAUGAUAACUGUAACUGUGAUGGUUACACGAACAAUAUUUUCACCUUAUCAGUUGGCAGCACCACAGAGAAUGGAGAAAUCCCAUGGUAUAGUGAGGCUUGUGCAUCAACACUCACUACCACCUUCAGCAGUGGCCUCAACAAGAACAGACAAAUUGUAACUACAGAUAUACGCCACCGUUGUACAGAGCGCCACACUGGAACAUCGGCAUCUGCUCCUUUAGCUGCUGGAAUUAUUGCACUUGCACUGGAAGCAAACCCUGCUCUCACAUGGAGAGAUGUUCAACACAUCGUGGUACGUGCCUCAAGUCCUGCUAACCUAAAAGCUGAUGACUGGGUGGUAAAUGGAGCAGGCAGGAAAGUGAGUCACUAUUAUGGAUAUGGCCUUCUGGAUGCGGAAAAAUUGGUGGACCUAGCUCUAAAAUGGGAAACUGCACGUCCCCAGAGAAUGUGUGUGGUGAAUUUUUUGACUGGUCCUCAGAGAGUGUCCUCCCAUCUUGUAGUAAGUCACAACAUCAGUGGCUGCUCAGGGACAACAAACUACAUCUUGUCUCUUGAGCAUGUUGAAGCCCAACUCUCCCUCAGCUAUACUCGCAGGGGUGAUCUCGAAAUGUACCUCACCAGCCCUAUGGGGACACGUUCUGUAUUAGUGGCAUUGAGACCCUAUGAUACUAGUUCUGCAGGGUACCAAAACUGGUCCUUCGUGAGUACACACACAUGGGAUGAAAAUCCACAGGGCACUUGGACUUUUGAAUUGGUGGACAAAGGAGACUACAGGAACACUGGAUUCUUGCACAGCUUUGUGCUUAUUCUCUAUGGGACUAAUGAAGACUUGAUGGCUAGAAAAAUAGGAAUCCCUGUAUUGACUGAAUGUCUGAGCCAUGGCCCUAGUGGAGUAUGCCAGGAAUGUGAAGCACCAUUUUAUAUCUUUGGAAACCUCUGCAUAUCCUAUUGUCCACCAAAAUACUUCAAGGCUCCUCAGAAGGGAAAGACUAGCGAAAAAGAAUCCCAACCUGGUCAUAUUUGUGCUCCAUGCCACCCUUCCUGCUAUACUUGCAGGGGUGAUUCUGCUAAUAACUGCACCUCCUGCCCCCCGUUUUCUACCCACAAUAAUAAAAAAAGGUCUUGCUCGCAGGUGGACUUUCCAUAUUCUAGUAAUGCUUACUCUCUUAUAACACCUGGAAUCACUGUGGUGGGAGCCAUUGGUGCAGGAGUCACUAUGAUUAUGUACUACUUAUUUUCUCCUUCUUCUUGCUCCUCCUGAGUGGAAUGUCCAUGAAAUAUGAUGCAUUUUCUACAUCCUCCCUGCAGCCUUUUGUGGAAAUGGAAAUUGUGAAUUAAAAUACUC
This is a messenger RNA of Hyla sarda, 2350 nucleotides long. RefSeq names its product proprotein convertase subtilisin/kexin type 4 (gene PCSK4). The coding region runs from base 335 to 2266 and encodes 643 amino acids. Lineage: Eukaryota; Metazoa; Chordata; Amphibia; Anura; Hylidae. Gene Ontology annotation, biological process: peptide hormone processing. Gene Ontology annotation, cellular component: trans-Golgi network; Golgi membrane. The record is from RefSeq and is a predicted model, not a curated record. Gene Ontology annotation, molecular function: serine-type endopeptidase activity. The transcript has 16 exons.